CCUCCUGCAUCUCUCUGGUCAGUCUUGCUGCUGACUUGGAGCCAUAUGGGAGAGAGUCAGACUCGAUUAACAGUAGGCCGACAUUGAUUUUGACCUGGAAACUGAUAAUCUGCUUAAAUUGGCCAUUCAGUCACAUCAGGCUAUAAAUGCUUUGGCUGAGUUACUUAUCUGUGUGAUCCAGGCCACAGUGAGCUGAGUCUUGUUGUGUAAACUUGUUUGUCUGCUGCUGCCUGCUUGUAAAGAAGAGGCUGUUUGUCUGAUUAAAUACAAAAAUAACAAUAAAAAGUUGGACCAGCCUCAUUAUUUAUUUAUUUUUAACUUUCUCUAAUGACAACCAAUCACACAAGUUGGUCAUUUGAUGGGCAUUUAUCUCUCCCUCUUAGGAAGGAGUCUAUUUCCAGAGGGCAGGCCGUGUUAAAGAGCAGACACAUGAGAGUUUGACCGCAGUCUCUGGUUUCUCUGCUCAGCUGUGUGGAGUACGUGGCGUCCAACAUGGACUAAAGACACAAGUUUUAAAAAUACAGGAGGACGGUCGACUUUUUUUAUCGUGAAGAAAUCGACUCAUUGAGCCAAGAAACAUGGAGAAGGAUUUACUGUCAACCCCAACUGCUGUCAGCACCCAGGGGUCGCGCCCUGUCCUGGGUGGAAGCUCUCCUCCCUCCCCCACACAGAUUCCUCCUUCACUCGACUCCAGUAACCUCUCUGCCGCUCCCUCUCAAUCCACCAAAUCUCCAUCCUCUACAGAAAACACCAGAGAGCCCAGAAAAUCUCAUUCCUCUCACCCAUCUGCUCACGUCAUCUCUAAACCGAUGGAUUCCCCACCUUCUUUACAGGGGUCAAAGACUCCAGCUGGGUCCUCUAAACCCUCCUCUCCAGCUCCAAACAAAACACCACUUGUUACCUCUCCUAAUCGCUCACCUGCUCAAGUCACCGAAGUUUCACCUGUGUCCAAGCCUUCGUCUGCCUCCUCGGCCUGUAACGCUCCGUCUUCUUCCCCUACCUCUUCUUCCACCGUGGCUCCUGCAACUUCUACCACCGCUCCUGCCAAACGCACCUUUGCCUCCAUGGCCAAGCGGGUGAUAAUACAGGAGAGACUUAGGAAAGCUGAGGAGGAUGCACAUGAUGACGAGGAUGAUGAAGAGCCAGAGGAAGAUUUGACCGUUGAACAGAUGGAAGAGAAGGCCAAAGCUGGCGAUGCCGGCGCUCAGACCCGGCUGGGUCAACACUAUUUGAUUCUUGCAGAAGAGAAGGACGCAGAGUUGAAUAAUCUCCUGGGUGUUAAUUGGCUGAUUAAAGCAGCUAAACAGGGAAGAAAAAAGGCCGCAAAAGCCUUGCAGCGCUGCUGGAUCCAGAAAAAAGGAAUCACUCCAGAGAACGAGGCCGACGUGCGAAAGUUGUCGACAGAGAGUAAGUUUGAGCUGGCAGUGCGUAAAGCGGCCAUGAUGAUGUACUGGAAACUCAACCCGGAGAGGAAGAAGAAGGUGGCCGUGGCUGAGAUGCUGGAAAAUGUCAGCCAGGUCAAUGCAGUGCAGGGUGGCACUGCAAAUUGGAUUCCUGCCCCAACCUCAGGCCAGACACAGAAAGUAUUGGAGAGCAUGGUCAGCAAGGAGUCCACACAGUUGGUGGACUUGGAUGACUUUGUUGAGAUCACUAAAAAGUAUGCACAAGGUAUCGUCCCCUCUGCGCAGCAAAAUAGCAGCAAGGUGACAGCUAAGGCCGAAAUCCUGACACCUCAUGACAGAGGGGAAGAGCACAAGGACGAGCUGGUUCCAUCACACAAGAGGGCGCACAAGACCUCUUGGGGUUUCGGUGGAAGCGGGAUGAUGCUGGACUCGCAGCAGACUGGAGCCAUAAGAAAAGCCAUGGACAUGAAAUCACGCUUAAUGAUGCUGCAGUACCCGCUGCAUUCCAUUAUUGAGAUGAAAGAGCACUUGGUCGACUGGGCGUCGCGGGCCGGAGUCCAGUGGCUGAGCACGAUCAUCCCCACGCAGCACGUCAACGCACUGAUUUUCUUCUUCAUCAUCAGCAGCCUGACAGUGGACUUGUUUGCUUUUGUCAUCCCGCUGCUCGUCUUCUACCUUUCCUUCAUCUCCAUGAUCAUCUGCACGCUGCGUGUUUUCCAGAGCAGCAAGACUUGGGAGAACUUCAGAGCCCUGACAUCCCUGCUGACGCGUUUCGAACCCGGUUUGGAUGUGGAGCAGGCAGAGACCAACUUUGGCUGGAACAACCUAGAACCGUAUCUCUAUUUUAUCCUGUCGGUUUUCUUUGUGAUUUUCUCCUUCCCUGUAGCCGACAAAGGCUGGAUCCCGUGUUCUGAGCUCUCCACUGUGGCCAUCUUCUUCACCGCUGUCAGCUACAAGAGCCUGAGUCCCACCGCUGCAGCUUAUGCACGCCGGGCGAUGCUCAUAGAGGUAGCAUCGUCUCUGUGUUGCCUGACCCAGUUCCUGCCAGAGCAAAUGGCCAUUCGUUUGCUGGGGCGUACCUUCGCCACACUGCCACUAGGGGAUUCAGUGGUGCUGAAGCUCAGUCUGCCCUGUCUGCUGUAUGUUUACCUGUUCUAUCUGUUCUUCAGCAUGGCCAGGAUUCGUGGUUUCAGGGGGACUUACUGCGUCCUGGUUCCUUACCUUGUGUGCUUCAUGUGGUGUGAGUUCUCGGUGGUGCUUCUCCAGAGUUCAUCUGUUGUGGGGCUAAUCCGCACCUUAGUGGCCUACUUUCUCUUCCUGUUUGCCUUGCCUGUGCUGGCUUUUGGCCUUGCUGCCAUGCUCUUCAUCCAGCUCUUCAAGUGGUUCCUUGAGCUUGAAGUGACGAAGAUGAUCGUGACCCUGGUAGUCUGCGCAAUCCCUGUCACCCUGCGGCUCUGGACGCGGUUCAGCAUGUCUAUUCUGGAUGUCUUCCGCUCACUGACCCACCGCGGCCCGGUUAAACUCAUCUUACUCUGUAUCUCCAUGGUGAUCCUGUUCUUCUCUAUCUAUGUGUAUCAUGCAGAGGUACAGAAGGUUUACAAUUCCACCAUGACCUGGAAACAGUACAGCCAGGUCUGCGGGCCGCCUGCCUGGGAAACUAAAGGCAUGGCCCAGACACAGAUUUUCUGCAGCCACCUGAACGGACACAGAGUCACAUGGACUGGCCGUUUUAAGCAUGUUCGUGUGGCAGAGACAGAAAACGGUGCACGGGCGGUCAUCAACAUGUUGCCAGUGUUCAUGGGAGACUGGCUGCGAUGCCUGUAUGGAGAGACGUACCCCAAAUGUGAGCCGAAGAACGCUACAGUCGCAAACCUGACAGCCAAUUCCGCGUCAUCUACCGCUUCACUGCCCAUGCUGCUUCGAAUGCAGGAAGAGGAAGAGUUGUGUCAGAUCAAGGCUCUGGCCAAAAACACCUGCCAUACCAAGCGCUUUGACAGCUACCGAUUUGAGGUGACAGUAGGGAUUAUCCUGGAUGGAGGAGUUGAAGACCCAGCCAGGGAUGUAAUCCUAAUGGCCAGCCACGAGUUCAGACAAGUUCUGCUCAACCUCAAACCCGGUAACAUGGUGGAGUUUAGCACCAAGUUGGAGGGCCGUCUCGGAUCCAGAGCUCCGGCCUUUGAGCUGAAGGCCAUCCACUGUCUGGACUGUGAUUCCUCACUGCUGACCGGAGGCCGGCAGGUAAAGAUAGAGAGAGACUGGAGACGCACCACCAUGAGAGCGCUGAAGUUUGCUUUUGAUUUUUUCUUUUCUCCUUUCCUGUCGGCGAAAAUCACCACCUGAGGAGAAGAAACACAGCGAGACUGUGAAGCUGAAGCAAAAAUGACUUCGAACGUAACUUAUAUUAUUGUUUACAAUUUGAUCUAACUGAACGGAUCUACAGCUCGUGUUUAAGUGUUGAAAGUUCAACAAGAUGACAGCAUCUAGGAAAUGAUUUAAUAUUAAUAUUAUUAUACAAAGAUUUUACUUUCAGUUUAUGGACCUCUGAAAUAGUUUAAGAUUGGUCAGAUGCCACCUUUGCCUUGAGACUUACAGACAUAAUCAUUUACAUUUUUAAAAUCCUGUUUAAAUCAUACUCUUCUAUUUAUAUCCAGCGUCGGGCUUUCAAAUAAAGCCUGUAAUUGUGCUGAACACUUCUGAAUUUGUACAUUUGUUAAAAAUAAACUAUUAUCAGAUGACAUUUAUCUUUGAUAGAGCAAAGCUGCUUUUAUAUUAAAGUAUUUCUUACAUAUAUGAGGGGGGGCGGGGUAUGUUUGCAUGUACAGUAUGUGUGUGUACAUUAGUGCAUUUUUAAAUGUAGCUAUUUAUUUAUACGUGUUGUAUGGCAGACAUAUUUCUGGCUUUGUGGUCUUAAUCUUUUAAUUUUUAAAUGAAGUUAAUUUCCAGAAUUUUAGAAUAAUGAAUUCACUUCCUGUGCCUUGAGCUAAAAUGCACAUAAAAUAGCAACAUAAGACACGAGGCUGUUUAUGGUAAGCCGACAAACUCAUCAAAGUAUGCAGCUGUAGUCUCGGUUUCAUGGUUUACUAUUACACACUCGCACACCAAAAUGCCAAAUGUCAUGGGCAAUGUUGGGUCUUACUAUUUAUGGGGUCUGGCCAAACCAUGCAGAGAUUUUAUUGAGCCAACUCGGGAGGAGGGUUAUCAUAAAAAUAUGUUUUUUAUAUGUAUAUAAACAUCAGGAGUCUUCCUCUGGGAAACAAACAAAAUGAAAAAUGACUUUAUUUUUAGCGUCGUCUCAUCUUCAUGAAAACAUUGACAAGCUUUCAUUCCGUAGAAAUAGUGUCAAUAGUGGGAAUAUUUGAAAUGAUUUGGUACCUCUACAUUGCCUUGAUGUCGUGAUAAUUUAGUCAUAUUUAUAAUAAUGAUAAUCAUGUUUCUACCCCACUUGACAAGUUUGAUUUUUUUUUUUUAGAUAAACUGAAUUAUAUUAAGUUUCUUUAAGAAAACUCCCCGACUUUUUCUGUCAUGGUUUUGGGUUUAUGGUCUAGUGUUUACAGUUUUAUUUUGUAAAUCUCCUCUCUUGUGUUACUUCACUUCCUGACACUUUUUGUUAUGUUAAGUUUGCCGACCUGUCCAUCCAGUUAUUAAUGUUACCUUUUUUCUUCUUUUUUUUUUACUCACCCACUGGUCUGAAUUUGGGUCCACUCUCUGACAUCUUAAGUAAGAUAGACAAUUUGAAAACCCAUAAUUAAGACGAUGAUCUGAAAAGUCACAAAGCAGAAAAAAGGCUUGUUAUGAUACUAUUUAAUGUUUUAUUAAAUUGCAGUACUGAUCAUAUGUCAAGCAUGUGACACUUGCAGUGCAUGAAAAAAGCCAUAUACUGUAUGUGAACACUACUGUGAAUGACAAUAACUGAGCCUGCGAUGACUAUUAAAAGUGUUUGUCUUUCAAACAGAAAACCUUUUGAAUGUUUUUGUUCAGUGAUGAGAAAAAAUGAUCGACACGACACGUUUCUUUGUCGGAUUUCACAUUGUUUAAUUAAUGCACAUUCCUUUCAUUCACCUCAUUUGAGUUAUGUUUUUUUUUUUUGUAUUGUUAGAUUCGUCUUUUUUUAAAGUAUGAUAGAUAUACACGCUAGUAGCAUUGAGUAAUGGCGACAUGCUGCUGCUGCUGUGUUCCUGAACACCAAUCCUCUCACUGGUUGUGGUGGUUAUGAUGCGAUUACAACUGUCCUGCUCUAAACUACAGCUCACCACUGGAGGACUGAGCCCCGGGACUUUUUGCUGUGUUUUGUACACUUUGUUAAACCAAUCAGUGCAAGAUUGUGUCUGCGUUCAACAACACUGGCAGACAGUGAGAACAUAAUAGUAGCCCACAGGCUGCAACAUAAACAUCUGUGAACGCUGAUUUGGAAACCGAAAGGAGGUGAUAAGUGAGGAGAGAGCAGACAAAUGCAACAUAUAUAUGAGCAAUUUCCUUCUUUUCUUGGGAUUUAAGGUCGGGUACUUUUCAGAUUUUGGAAAAAAAAAUGCAAAAGUGCAAAGGGACUGGAAACUUUCCACCUCUUUGCACUGACUCUGUUACUCCACCUGCUACAGUACACAUCCAAACCACUUCUAAUAACUCCCAUCAGGGCCAAGGUCACUUGAAAACAAAGCACUUCACUGUAAACAAUCAAAUCUCGACCAAGUCACACAAUUCAGUCCAACACAGACGUCGCCUUGUACCGCUGUACAUCCCGGGCUUUCAGUGUCGCAUCCCAGAGUAAGCAUGUGGCACUGUGAGGUAUACGGUAUAAUGACGUUUAGAGCCUGUGAUCUGAUAAAUUCAUAUGACGUUAUUGUUUGUAUGUUAAAGAUAUUUCUGCAAUGUACAUAAUGAGCUAUUGCACUGAUGAUUACCUCUGAGAUUCAAAUACACUGGACACAAACUUUGAUUAGCUGGAUCAAGGGCCUCGAUUAUGAACAAUGUGCUUGGAUUCCAUCUUCUUUUUUCUUCUUGAUUGUAAGAUACUUAAUCAAAUUGUGCUUAUGCACUAAAAUGAACACGGCUCAUUUUAAAUCAGCAUAACACUUAACAUGAAUGAACCUUUUGCCUGUAUUCGAUUUAAUCACCAAUCAGCCUCAAUUUGUACCACAUAGAUAUGUAGACUUUAGACAGGGAAAUGACCUUAAUACAGCAAUCAAAGCCCAAUAAUAUACAUAAUAAAACAGAAAGUGUUGGUUUGUGCACAACUCACCCCUCCCUCUCUACAGCCAACAAUACCUAUUUCUGUACCGCUGCAAGAAAAAAGCCCACACAUCGAGUUUCUAACUGGAAUAGUGCGAUUCUGCAAACUUUCUAUACAUUAGAUUCCAGGUUCAUUCUAUGACAAAAUGCAACUUUUUAUCUUUUAGCUCUCUGGAACCAAAAUUGGUACCACCUUAAAAAAA
This is a messenger RNA of Larimichthys crocea (large yellow croaker), 6832 nucleotides long. RefSeq names its product Wolfram syndrome 1a (wolframin) (gene wfs1a). Gene Ontology annotation, molecular function: protein binding. Gene Ontology annotation, cellular component: endoplasmic reticulum; endoplasmic reticulum membrane. The transcript is spliced from 12 exons. Gene Ontology annotation, biological process: calcium ion homeostasis; endoplasmic reticulum unfolded protein response. The coding region runs from base 579 to 3743 and encodes 1054 amino acids. The record is from RefSeq and is a predicted model, not a curated record. Lineage: Eukaryota; Metazoa; Chordata; Actinopteri; Sciaenidae.